GCACAGAGCUUCCUAUGUAUGCCAGUUUCUCUCCAGCUGAGAUUUUAGACCGCCACCUCCAGCUAGGAGGUGAGAGGCAUGCUAAAGAAGUGAGAAAUCUCUCCCUCAUCAACCUGGAGCAUGUGAACUGGACACAUUUUGGAGAUGCACGUAAAGGUAUUCUGUUUGUCAGUCAUUUGAAAUUAUUCUUUUGUAUUGGUAUGGUUUGUGACAUUGGUAUUUUCAAGGAAAUCUCCAACCUGAAAGCCCAGAUAUUUCAGCUGGAAACCCAGUUGGGUUUGACCCAGGAAAAAGCAGAUAUGACUCAGGAACUUCAAGAACAGGUCAAUCAUCUAAAUAAAGAAAUUUUAUUAAUGGGAGAGCUUCAACAGCAGUAUAAGGAGCGUCAAGAGGCUAUGAUUAUGCAGAAGGAAGUUCGCCCGCAGACUCUUUAUUUGAUAGACACAUACAAGGCAGAGAAUAACAAUAUCAGGCUAAGUCUGGACCAGAAGACAGUGGAGGUGGAGGGCUACAGGAGUCAUCUGGCCGAGGUGGAGGAACUGUUGAAAAGUAAAGAAAUGGCCAUGGCUGAGGAAAAGAAAACUUUGGAAAGAGUCAAGAACAGGCAUAAAGACCAAAUCAAGGCGAUGGAGGAAAGAUACCAGGUUAUGAAAAAAAUCAACAGGAGACAGGAGUCCCAUAUUUUAGAACUGAGUGAUAAGAUCGACAGGUUAAAAGUACAGGACAAAGCUCAGCAUGAUGCUGGCAACAGCAGCAACAACAGUCGCACAGCGAGCCCAGCGACAUCUUCCCUGAGGUAUGACAGUCCCUAUGGCAACACACCUCCAGAGAGCGCCACUCACUCUCCACACAGUCCACAAAGUCUUGGCAAACACGAAGGUUCGGCUUUCUCUCCUUACCAGGCUGGCAUCUACCCAAGUACUCUUCCCAUGGCAGCAGCAUCAAGCUUUGGACCACGCCACUCUCCACUCAUCACCCCCACAAUUGUCCAAUCAAAACCAGCACUGGGGUCACAUGUUUGUCAUGUGACUUCCUCCCAGCAUGCAGUGGGGUCUGCUCAAGUUGGUGUCAAUAAUCAGUACAUGCAUAGGACUGGGCAUGUAGUUGGUGGUGCUGUAGGUAACAAUAACAUGAAAACGGUGAGCAAAGUCCAGCAGGUGGACCACGAGGUCCAGACUGACCUGACUGGAGAUGAUCUGGAAGGGGUCUGUGGUCAGUUGGCGCCACUUGGUCACCCUUCCUUGGUGACCUCCACCAGUUUGCUUCACCAGCGGAUGUUGGACUCUGCCAGUGUGGACGGCUCACGGCAGUCCUCCAAACAUAGCGCCAUGCUGGACAGUGGCUUCGCAUCAGAGAAACUGAAUUUUUAGUUUAUUCAUUUUCUGAACAGCUGCAUUUUGUAUUAGUGUUUGGCUGACAUACAAUUUUAACAUAAUGUAUUUGAAAGAAAGUGUUCUGAGGGGUGUCAUAUAGGGUAUUACAAUUAAACCUUUAUUAAAUGUACCAAGUUUUUGUAUAACUGCAUGUUCGAACAGCUUCAUGAUUUAGUAUUCUGGAAAUUUUUGUCCAGAAUAAUUAUUGUACCAAUUUUUACACCAUUUCACCAAAAAAUGUCAUGGAAUGCAUUUCCAUCUCAGAUUAUCCUUCAAGUAUAUAUAUUGUGACUCAAUAGUUUUACUCAGUUUUUCAAGAUUUACAUUUUUCUGGUAGGGUAAGUAAAGUACCAUGCAAAGAGAAGUGAAAAUAUGACAAAACCAGAGCCAAAAUUCAUAAGCUUUGUUUUGACUAAAUUUAAAACAGAAGCUUGCAAAUCUACAAUGACAUUGUCAAAUGGGCAAUUUGAUAAGAUUUUUUUUGAAAAAAAUGAAUAGGUCAGCUUCAGUCUGCAAAAUGUGAGCUUUUUUGUUGAAAUUUUUUUCAGCUUCAUUUUUAGUUACAAACCUGUUCUGUUAAUAAAAAUUGUCCAGGCUACCAAGAGGCUUCUUUGUCCUCUGACAUACUGUGACAAUUGUCUUAUUUUUACAGUACCUUCCAAUAAGUAAUCCAAUAAAGGGUGCACUUCUUUCUACUGUAACAUAUAGUAUAAAACUGGGUAUUAAAUGUACCUCAUAUGGUCAUGUUAGGCCAAGUUUUGGAACCGAAGCAGCUCAGCAUCUUCAUUUUCAAAUAUCCAUAGAAACCCAAUUUGAAUUGAGUUCACCAUGCCAAUCACAAAUUUCAGAUUGGUCUACUAGUAUUUAGGAUGUCUGCAGGGGCAGAUCCAGAGAUACUUUCUGACGGACUUCCUA
Molecule: messenger RNA, 2288 nt
Organism: Lingula anatina
Lineage: Eukaryota; Metazoa; Brachiopoda; Lingulata; Lingulida; Lingulidae
Biological process (GO): negative regulation of cell population proliferation; regulation of cell cycle; negative regulation of TOR signaling
Cellular component (GO): TSC1-TSC2 complex
Source: RefSeq, a predicted model, not a curated record